This is a messenger RNA of Pantherophis guttatus, 5542 nucleotides long. RefSeq names its product transient receptor potential cation channel subfamily V member 6-like. Gene Ontology annotation, cellular component: plasma membrane. The record is from RefSeq and is a predicted model, not a curated record. Gene Ontology annotation, biological process: calcium ion import across plasma membrane. NCBI's taxonomy places the organism in Eukaryota, Metazoa, Chordata, Lepidosauria, Squamata, Colubridae. Gene Ontology annotation, molecular function: calcium channel activity; protein binding.
CCCGCCUUCUCCAGCGCCUGUCCCUAUAUUUCCCUCGGCCAGGAUCGCUGCUAAAAGCUUGGUUAGGGCGGAGAAUCCUGUCGCAAGGGAGAAAAGGAGGACCGGGCGCGCGGGAUAAGCCGCGCUAGUUAGGACCGCUCUUUUGCGCGCACGCAGGCCAAACUUUUCUUCUUUACCCGGGAAAGUCGCCAUCGCAGCUCGGGACAAGCGCCAUUAGCCUGAGCGAGUGGGCAACGCAAGACGCUCUGGCGCCAGGUUGCUGUCUGGUGGGCGGCUUCUGCUGCUUCAGGCGCGCUGCCAACCAGGAGGGCGGAAGGAGAGCCAUGGGGGUACCAGUGUCAGGUGCCAACGGCCGCUUGGGCGCUCUGUGGAAGAGGCUGAGUCGCGGCUUACGACCCUUCAAUCAAACCAAAGGCGGGCGGCAGAGCUGGGACGAGAUACACCUGCUGCAUCUGAAAAGGAUCUGGGAAUCUCCUUUUCUCUUGGCUGCCAAGGAGAACAAUGUUCAAAGUCUUAGGAAAUUAAUCCAAGAUGGUUCUUGUGACAUUUAUCAAAGAGGAGCGAUUGGGGAGACGGCUCUCCAUUUAGCCACCCUCUAUGAUUGUACAGAAGCUGCUGAUUUUCUUCUGGAAGUCGCUCCAGAACUCAUCAAUGAGAAAAUGACAUCAGCACUUUAUGAAGGACAAACAGCACUCCACAUUGCAGCAGUUAAUCAAAAUGUUCACUUGGUGCAAUGUCUGCUGAAGAAGAGGGCUCACAUUUCUACUCCUCGAGCUACAGGACACUUCUUCAGUCGUAACUCCUCACAUCGCUCCUAUUUUGGGGAGCAUGUUUUAUCUUUUGCAGCCUGUGUGGGCAAUGAGGAGAUUGUUCGUCUAUUAAUUGAAAAUGGAGCUGAUAUCAGGGCACAAGAUUCUCUAGGAAACACGGUUCUUCACAUUCUAGUUCUUCAGCCAAACAGGACAUUUGCAUGCCAGAUGUACAAUCUCAUCCUUUCCUAUGACAAACAAGAAGGGAACUUGGAACCGUUGGACUUGAUUCCCAACAAUGAAGGUCUUACUCCAUUCAAACUGGCUGGAGUUGAGGGUAACACUGUGAUGUUCCAGCAUCUUUUGCUAAAGCGUAAACAAAUAAUGUGGUCUUUGGGACCUAUUACUACCAUUCUCUAUGACCUUACAGAAAUUGAUUCCUGGGGUGAAGACCAAUCUUUUCUGGAACUUGUUGUAUCAACAAAGAAAAGAGAGGCUCGCCGUAUCCUAGAUAUUACUCCUGUGAAGGAACUUGUGAACCUGAAGUGGAACACAUAUGGGCGCCCUUAUUUCUAUUUCCUGGCUUUGUUUUAUGUCCUCUAUAUGAUUUGCUUUACCAUGUGCUGCGUUUAUAGACCACUGAAAAAUCGCUCAGAUAAUCGAACGAACGAGCGGGAUAACACCAUCAUUGUGCAGAAAACAUUGCAGGAAUCAUAUCUGACAUAUGAGGAUCAACUCAGGCUUGUGGGAGAGUUAAUUACAGUGAUAGGAGCCAUGGCAAUUUUACUCCUAGAGAUUCCAGAUAUUCUAAGAGUUGGAGCUACAAAGUACUUUGGACAAACCAUCCUGGGAGGACCUUUUCACAUAAUAAUCAUCACAUAUGCCUGUGUGAUCCUGAUAACCAUGGUAAUGCGACUCACCAGCACAAAAGGUGAAGUGGUCCCCAUGUCCUUUGCCCUGGUGUUGGGCUGGUGCAACGUCAUGUACUUUGCACGAGGAUUUCAGAUGCUUGGGCCUUUCACCAUCAUGAUACAGAAGAUGAUAUUUGGUGACCUUAUACGUUUUUGUGGGCUAAUGGCCGUUGUCAUAUUUGGCUUUGCCUCAGCUUUCUACAUCAUCUUUCAGACAGAAAAUCCAAGCAAUCUGGGACAAUUCUACAAUUAUCCCAUGUCUCUCUUCAGUACGUUCGAGCUCUUCCUUACCAUCAUAGAUGGGCCAGCCAACUAUGAUGUGGAUCUCCCAUUCAUGUUCUGUGUGGUGUAUGCUGCUUUCGCUAUCAUUGCUGCUUUGCUCAUGCUCAACCUGUUCAUUGCCAUGAUGGGUGAUACUCAUUGGCGAGUAGCCAAUGAACGGGAUGAGCUUUGGCGAGCACAGGUUGUUGCUACUACAGUCAUGCUUGAACGGAAACUCCCGCGAUGUCUUUGGCCUCGCUCUGGUAUUUGUGGCCAAGAGUAUGGGUUAGGAGACAAAUGGUUUCUCAGGGUGGAAGAGCGUCUGGAUAUCAGCAAGCACAAGAUGUUACGCUAUGCAGAAGCAUUUAAAAACCAAGACAAAGAGGAUUUUGAUAAGUAUUCUGGGAAACUAUACCAACCCGAACCUUUCCGAUUCAAGAAAGAAACAUCUCCAUCGGUCUCACGAAGCACUACUCUAAGUAGCUUCCACCGUGGUUGGCAAAUCCUGCGGAACAACACCUUCAGCCACCUUCGUGGGGAAGUAAAUCACGCUUUGGAAGAAGAGAUCUAUCACGUAUGAUAUGCCUCUUGAAUGACUGGUCACAUUACUGGUGCUUUGGGCUACUUCACAAAUUCUUCCAGUAGUUGGUGGGAUCUGGGAGCAGUAAUCUCAGGAUUCAGGAUGACUUCUGUCUUCAGUUCAGAUGGCUUCAGUUCAUCUUUUCCCUUGUUCUCUGAAGGACCAACUCUGCAGAAAAUUUAGAUUAAAGCAAGAAAAAAAAUAAACAAACUAGCUAACUUCUAGCAAUCCAGAAACUUUUUAAGAAGCUGAGUGUCAGUUCCACCAAAAGGACUGAAAAAAAGUUACUGUUUUUUUAUAUAGGACUCCAAUGCACUUUAAGUUAAAUAGGUGACAUGGAAUUUUAUCCCGGGUACAAUUUUUGUAGUCAAUAUGAUAGGAUUUCUUUUCUUAGCUGAACUGAAUUCUAAUAUUUCCCUUGGGGAGAGGAAUAACGAAAAGGUUUACAAACUUAAUUGUAUUAAUAUACAGCCUCCUCUGUUUAUUCUUGCUGGCUUGGAAUCCAGCCUGUUACUACUCUUGACCUGUUUGACAGCUAUUAUACAGGACCAGAAUUUUGCUUAGAGGAAAUCUAAAAAUAAAACCCUAAUUAACUAAAACCCUAACUUUAAGUCACCUUUGUAGCUGAACUUCCCAAAAGUAUUGUGUUUCCUUAAGAAGGCAUCAAGAUUUGUUUAAAGUGGAAUACAAAGUAAUACUAAACAUUUUUACUCAACCAAAAAUAACUGCAAUUAAUUUGAGUGAAAUGUUUCAGAGGGCUUCUUUUCGCAGUCUCUACUUCCAAAGUAGUGGUUCAAAGAUGGCCUUUCCUACGAAUCCAACUUGAAAAGAUCAUCUUUCCAAAUAUAAAGUGAAACAAAGCAAGUGUUUCUUUAAUUUAUCUCUAGCUAUCACUUCAAACUUUACUCCAGAAGGAAAAAGCCAAUAUUUCAUCACUUAAAGCAAAUUAAUGACUUACUGCCUUUCCAGCAGCUGAGUGGAAAGUUACUCCAAUUCCUUUGUAGCAGGAGCAAUGAGCAACGGUUCUAACUGGUCAUAUUUGCUUUUCGAUUGCCCUCGUAUAUUGACCUGAACUAUGUAGCAUCAAAGCAUACAGUUUUCAGGCAUUGUCAGUCUGAUUCCUGCUUGAUCUACUAUUGCACGAAUUUGGCUCUGGCCUUCAAGGAUAAGUUGGCUUCUCAUUCCAUAACAAAAAUGCAUUUUCUAUGCACAGAUGUCUGGCAACUCAGGAAUUUCCAGCUGUAUGUUAAGGUUUGUCACGGUGGCCAAGGGUUCCUGGAUGCUUGGUACUGCUACGAAUGAUCUUGCCCUUGGUUGGGCUUGAGAAAAGAAAGCUAUGAGUGCAUUCUCGGACUACCUUCAGAGGCCAACUAAAUGUUGGAUUGGGAGGGUGCCACUUAAAUUGGUUUCAAACCCAGAAGAUGCCUCUCUGCCCCCUCUGAACCUCUCUGAACUCAGACUUGGGGUGAGGGAAGGAUUUCUAAAGAAAUGGGGAUGAAUUUUUUUAAUCCAAGGAUGAAGUUGAGAAACUACCUCUUCAAGUUGAAGUUGGAGAUUUGUCAAAUCACUGUGAUGAACUGAACAAGUCUUGAUUAGUUAUGGUUAUAUGUAUUUCCUUUAUAGAAUUUUGCACUAUAUGUCUGUGAAAAUACAAUUUGCACAUGUAUAAAACUGAUCUGUGAUGCUUUAGGGAGUUUGAAAGGCAAUUUCAUUUCAUGCCUUAAUAUUCUGAUUUCAUAUUCUCUCAAAUGAAGUAUUAGUUAAAGAAAUUCCUUAAGGGUUAUUCGUAGUUUAGUAAUUUCUCUAGCUGGCACAGAUUUAUAGUUUCUCCAAGUGAUUGGACAAGGAUUUGAAUUAGUUUGAACAUUGGUUUGGACAAGAAAUGAUUGGACAAGCACUGAAGAUGUUACCCAGUCUGCUAAUAAAACAACUAUAAAACAAAAUAAAGGAAGCGAAUAAUCAAGCUCAGAGACCCCCAAGGACUGCAUGACUGAACAAGGGCCUGCACCAUGGCUCACUUCAUCUAUGAUGUAAUUAAUGGGAUACCAGGAUAUUUGGGGUAGUGGCAUUGGUCCUUUUUCCUGGACUCUGCCAGGAAAUUAUGUUUUAGAAUAUCCACUGAUUAAAAUAUAAUCUUGCUGCCUAACAGGAAUAGAAUGCAUAAUUUCAGCUCAGUCUUCUUUCUAACGUUCAGCCUUUGGAGAUACAGGAUUUUAUCAGUGGUGAUUUUUUUUUUAGUAAGGCAGCAAUCAAGUCGAAAGUAACAUAAUCCAGAAAAAAUGGCACAUUGAGCUGAGAUCUUAAAUCAAGGCAGAAGAUGUCCAAUGCAAUGCAAAUUUGCAGCAGCUUUGAGCUAACUUUCAGGCUUCCAUUUUUUAUAUAGAAAUAUGAUUUAUUGAUGAAGUAAGCAGAAAGAUAUGAAUAUAAAUCACAUUGUAAAUCUCUUGAAGCUUAUCAAGAUUUGCCUUAGAGGAACUGAAUAUUGUUUUAACCAUCCCUAGCUCUCAAGGGAAAUGAGUCUAAAGGGAUCACAUUGUUAAUCCCUUUUGCUCCCAACGGUUUAAUCAUUUAUAGUAAAUUAAGCUAAUAUAAAUACAAACAAUUGUUUUAAUUUGUAGAUUGGUUUUUCUGAGUUCAUUUUGUUUGAAGUUGCACUUUCUUACUUUUGUGUGUCAUAUUAAUGUAGACAUUUUUUACACUUUGCUAAAAGCAUUUAAUAAAAUUUGAGAUUCAAUCAAAAUAAAUGUAUAAUUUUAUACUACAAAAUAUGUUGCGGUCUAAAUUAGAAAGUUACAACAAUCAUGUUAAGAUUUCACAUAUAAUUUGAUUCCUAAUGAGUUAGCAAUUUUUAAAGACUUUGCUAUGUUGCCACAAGCCAUUUCAAAACCUUCAAUUAAUUGAACUUUACAACUAAGCCAGGGCGUAUUCUGAAUGCCACUAAUAACAAAUGAAAAAGUCCAGUGUAUUCGAGCUCUGUAGAAAUAGCUAUCUAUUUGUAUAUAUGUUACAUCAUAAUUUUUAGCAAUAUGUACAUUUUUAAU